Molecule: messenger RNA, 630 nt
Organism: Drosophila obscura
Lineage: Eukaryota; Metazoa; Arthropoda; Insecta; Diptera; Drosophilidae
Exons: 3
Coding region: 211-399 (62 amino acids)
Source: RefSeq, a predicted model, not a curated record
UCGGCGCGGUGGCCAGAACCUGAUCUACAAGGGUCACAUGUACUCAGUGGAGCGCAAGUACCACGCCAGCAUCAAUUGGGACAGGGACAGGAGUUGGCCGAGUAUGUGCGGUCGAAGCGCGGCACCGGCCUGGUCUACUACGAGGGCAACACCUACACGCCCAACGAGAAGCUGCGGGAGGGCCAGAAGAGCCGCGAUUGGAAGUGCUCAAUGUAUCACAAGGCCAAGUGUCGGGCCCGUCUUGUCACGCGUCUCACACGCAGUGGAGAUCUCAUACACGUGACCAGCAGAUUUCACACACAUCCCACGAUGUACGACCAACAGCAGAAGUCAGAACCGGGCAAGGACGCCCGCAAGUUCCUCCUUAAGCUUAGUCCGCACAAGAAAGAUCCCAAGUAGCCGCAUAAUCGUCUCGUUCUAGUGUAGAAACAGAGACGCUAAAGAGACUUGCUUGCCGACAAGCAAAAUAAAUCCCUAUAAUUAAUUCAUGGCCAUUGGCAAACAAUUGCCAGUGCAGUAUAUAUUGGACGAAGCAGGCAGAACAAUGAAAAAGUGUCCAGUGUCCAUUAGGUUCAUCGAGGGACAACGAAAGUCGGUGCAGCUGGUGUGUGGCAGCUAUGCCUAUGCCAA